This is a messenger RNA of Rotaria sp. Silwood2, 1125 nucleotides long. NCBI's taxonomy places the organism in Eukaryota, Metazoa, Rotifera, Eurotatoria, Philodinida, Philodinidae. The record is from the annotation of a GenBank genome assembly.
AUGUUUUCAUGGGAUUGGCUUCUUAUAUUUACAAUUUCUUUAAAUAUUUGGUUUACUAAAACUUCACCUACUAUUGUUUUUAUUGGUACAUAUAGCGGAGAUGGACCAACAGAGAGCAAAGGCAUAUAUGCCUUUGCAUUAGAUGAUAUUAAGUCAACUCUUAUACCACUAGGUUUAUCUGUUGCAACAACAAAUCCAUCGUAUAUACUUAUUCAUCCGUCGCAUAAAUAUCUUUAUUCAGCUAAUGAACAAGAUAAUGGUACGGUAACUGCUUUUCAAAUCGAUUCUACUAAACCAGGACGUUUAACAUUAAUAAAUCAACAAUCAUCUCGUGGUAGUGGUCCAUGUUAUUUAUCAACAAAUAAAGCCGGUGAAUAUGUAUUUGUUGCUAAUUAUAAUAAUGGUACUGUUGCUGUUUUACCAAUUGAUAUAAAUAAUGGUACUAUUAAACAAUUUACUGGAUUUGAUCAACAAACAGGUUCAUCAAUUGAUCCAAUGCGACAAACAUCAGCUCAUGCACAUUGUAUAUUACUUGAUAAAAACGAAGAAUAUGCAUUAAGUGCUGAUUUAGGUUCAGAUGAAAUAUAUCAUUAUAGAUUUUUUUCAAAUAAUGGUUCAUUAUUACGAACAUCAAUUACAAAAGCAGCAAAACUUGGUGAUGGACCACGACAUCUUAUAUUUAAUUCUAAUCAAAAAUUUGUCUAUCUUAUGAAUGAACUUAAAUCAACAAUAACAGUUUAUAAUUAUUUUCCAAUUAUGCAAACAAUUCAAAUUAUUUCAACAUUACCAGAAAAUUUUACAUUACCAAAUACAGGUGCCGAAAUACUUUUUCAUCCAACAAUGGACAAAUAUCUUUAUGCAUCAAAUCGUGGUCAUGAUUCAAUUGCUGUUUUUUCAGUUGAUACUAAUACAGGUUAUUUAUCACUUAUUCAACAUAUAAAUGUUCAAGGUCAUACACCAAGAAAUUUUAAUAUUUCACCAAAUGGAAAAUUUUUAAUUGUUGCUAAUCAAGAUUCAAAUAAUUUAGUUCUUUUUACAAUUGAUCAAAUAACAGGAAAAUUAACAGCAACAGGAUCAACUGUACCAAUUAGUAAACCAACAUGUGUCAAAUAUCUAGAACAAUAA